Molecule: messenger RNA, 2977 nt
Organism: Mercurialis annua (annual mercury)
Lineage: Eukaryota; Viridiplantae; Streptophyta; Magnoliopsida; Malpighiales; Euphorbiaceae
Product: histone-lysine N-methyltransferase EZA1
Exons: 17
Coding region: 75-2687 (870 amino acids)
Biological process (GO): chromatin remodeling
Cellular component (GO): PcG protein complex
Molecular function (GO): protein binding; histone methyltransferase activity
Source: RefSeq, a predicted model, not a curated record
GGUAAUGCCCUUGCAACCUUGUUGUCUCCUUGCUUCCGUGAUUGACGAGAGCAGAAUCAUAGUGCAGUAAAGCUAUGGAGUCGAAAUCCGCCGACUCCCCCUCUGAAAUCAUAGAAUUUGAUGGUGAACAGUCAAAUGAGGAUACUGGAAACCUUUUGGACAAGAUGAAUCAGCUUAAGAAGCAAAUACAAGCAGAGAGAGUUGUUUCAAUUAGGGAAAAAGUUGAGAAGAACAGGGAGAAAUUGGAAAAUGAUGUUGCUCAGAUUUUAUUGGCUGCGUCAAGGAAGAAUACAUUAAUUACAGGGCAGAGUGGAGUAGCAAAUAUGAAUUUUUCAAGAAUCGGAAGCCCUCUCUGCAAAUAUGGUGGAUUUGUGCAAGGAUUGGGAGACAAAGAUUAUGUUAAUUGUCAUGAUGGUACACCGUUAUCGAGCACAAAGAUCCCUUUUGUUGAGAGGAUACCCCCAUAUACUACCUGGAUAUUUUUGGAUAGAAAUCAGAGAAUGGCUGAAGAUCAGUCAGUUGUUGGGAGAAGACGCAUAUACUAUGAUCAACAUGGCAGCGAAGCACUUAUUUGUAGUGACAGUGAGGAAGAUAUUGCAGAUCCUGAGGAUGAGAGACAUGACUUCUCUGAGGGUGAAGACCGCAUUCUAUGGAUGGUUUUCCAGGAGCAUGAUUUGACUGAGGAAGUAGCAAACCUUGUUAGCCAGUUUAUUGGAGUUUCCACUUCAGAUGUUCAGGAGAGAUGCAGCAUACUCAGGGAAAAGUUUGACGAGGAUCAAAAUGGAGAAGACUCCAGUGUUUGUGCAUUUGAGAAGGGCCUAUCUCUGGGAAAAAGCCUAACUGCUGCCUUAGAUUCUUUUGAUAACUUAUUUUGUCGUCGUUGUUUGCUAUUUGACUGCCGCCUACACGGUUGUUCUCAAACUUUAAUCAAUCCUAGUGAGAAGCAACCAUAUUGGUCUGAAUAUGAGGAUGACAGAAAACCUUGCGGCGAUCUGUGUUUCCUUCAGCUUAGAGCUGUCAAAGACUUGCCUGAAGGUUCAGUUAAUAAUGCUUUGAAUAGGAUGAAAACAGAAAAUCUCGGAAUGCGGACAAAGUCUGCAGGGGCCUCUAAUGCUGAAACACCAAGUGAUGCUGAUGGAAGUGCAGAUCUAACUAUUGAAGCUUCUGAAGCUUCCAAUCUAGAUGCACCUGCCAUGGUGAUAGAAAGUCGAGAACAUGUGCGAAAGCGCAAAGCAUUGGAGCUAACAAAUUUAGACUUAGAUCGGUCCACACUGGUUCCCUGUGAACUCCAGGAUUCUUCAAGUAAGAAACAGAAAAAAUUACUGGAUUCAGAUGCAAUAUGUGAAGUUGUUGAAGAAAUCUCAAGUUUUGAUGACAGACCUGGCACAAAAAGGACAGCUGACAAAAGUGCACUUCAGAUGACUAUCGAAAACACACUGAAUGAUCCCUGUGACCAUGCAUCAACAAAAAUUGCUUCUGCUGGUAUCGAGAAAAUUACAUGUGACAGUAAUGAUACCGCAGAAUUACCUGAAUUGAAUCUGUCACUCUCAACACAGAGGCAACUAGAAGUGAUUUUACACAAGUCUGAGUGGCAACCUUUUGAAAAAGAAUUGUAUCUGAAAGGAGUGGAGAUAUUUGGAAAAAAUAGUUGCCUUAUUGCUAGGAAUUUACUUUCUGGCUUGAAGACUUGUAUAGAAGUGUCAAAUUACAUGUGUGACAUAGGAACAACAAUGCCUCAUAAAUCUAUUGCCCCAAGUUUGCUUCUGGAUGAUAAUGGAAAAACAGAUAUAGAUUACACGGAGCAAGAGAUGCCAACAAGAUCACGGCUGCUUCGUAGGAGAGGCAGGACGCGGAAACUUAAAUACUCUUGGAAGUCUGCUGGCCAUCCAGCUAGUUGGAAAAAAAUUGCCGAUGGCAAAACUCAGUCUUGUAAGCAAUAUACACCCUGUGGAUGCCAGCCAAUGUGUGGAAAACAGUGCCCCUGUCUACACAAUGGAAAUUGCUGUGAAAAGUAUUGCGGGUGUUCAAAGAGUUGCAAAAAUCGUUUCAGGGGAUGCCAUUGUGCCAAAAGCCAAUGCAGAAGCCGGCAAUGCCCGUGCUUUGCUGCUGGACGUGAAUGUGAUCCCGAUGUUUGUCGAAAUUGCUGGGUUAGUUGUGGAGAUGGUUCUUUAGGUGAACCACCGAGACGAGGAGAUGGCCAAUGUGGAAAUAUGAGACUUCUUUUAAGGCAACAGCAGAGAAUCCUCUUGGCGAAUUCUGAUAUUGCUGGGUGGGGUGCCUUCUUAAAGAACUCGGUCAACAAAAAUGACUAUCUUGGGGAAUAUACCGGCGAAUUGAUCUCCCACAGAGAGGCUGACAAGCGGGGGAAAAUUUAUGAUCGAGCCAAUUCAUCAUUCCUUUUUGACUUGAAUGAGCAGUAUGUUCUUGAUGCUUACCGCAAGGGAGAUAAGCUGAAAUUUGCUAACCAUUCAUCAAAUCCUAAUUGCUACGCAAAGGUAAUGCUGGUGGCAGGAGACCACCGAGUAGGCAUAUUUGCCAAGGAACAUAUUGAAGCUAGAGAGGAGCUAUUCUAUGAUUAUCGGUAUGGUCCAGAUCAGGCACCUGCAUGGGCUCGGAAACCCGAGGGUUCAGAAAGAGAUGAUUCAACAGUCUCGCAAGGUAGAGCAAAGAAACAUCAAUCUCAUUGAUGGUUAGUCUCUCAGGUAUGAAUAUGCAUUUCUGAAGCUGAUCGCUUAACGAUCACUUAUAAAAUUAUACCUUAAGUUACGGCAGGGAUUGCUUGUAUAUAUAUUAGCUCAAGUGUGCUUACAGGGUAAUUGAAUGUAAAAUAAUUAGAGAGGGAAUAAGAUCACGCACAUUAUGAAGAGGGGAAUAAGAAGAUCAUCCCACACAUUAUGAUUGCAAAUAAGGUUGAGACUGGUUUAGCAAUUUCCUUCACCAGCUAUAUAGUUAAUAGAUUCUAUAGGAUUUAGAUUGA